AUGGGGAAGGAAGGAGGGCGAUGGACGAAGCCAAGAGACGCUUACAACUACAUAAAGGAAGCGGAAUAUGGUGGGCAUGAUCAGAUAGAUUUGUACGAUGAUGUCAUCUCUCCAUCUGCAAAUAAUGGCGAUGCCCCAGAAGACCGGGACUACAUGGAUACCCUUCCACCAACUGUUGGUGAUGAUGUGGGAAAAGGCGCAGCGCCAAAUGUUGUCUAUACUUACACUGGAAAGAGAAUUGCAUUGUAUAUUGGAAAUCUAACAUGGUGGACAACAGAUGAGGACUUAACUGAAGCAGUUCAUUCUUUGGGAGUAAAUGAUAUUUUGGAGAUAAAAUUUUUUGAAAAUCGGGCAAAUGGACAAUCAAAGGGAUUUGCCCUUGUUGGUGUUGGAUCUGAAGCAUCUUCCAAAAAGUUAAUGGAUCUGUUGCCUAAAAGGGAACUUCACGGUCAGAAUCCUGUUGUGACUCCAUGCAAUAAGCAAUUCCUGAGUCAGUUUGAGAUGCAGUCCAGGAAAACUACACAAUCAGGACAAAUGUCUGGGGAAGGUAAAGCUGGUCCUCCAGGAGGCAGUUCACGUGCAGCAUUUCCACAAGGUGGUAGAGGACGGGGCCGUUUUCCAGGGGCUGUUCCCGGUGGGGACAGAUUUCCUGGGCCAGCAGGACCAGGAGGGCCACCUCCACCUUUCCCAGGAAAUUUGAUCAAGCAUCUUGUUAAAGGAACUCGGCCUUUGUUCCUGGAAACUAGGAUUCCAUGGCAUAUGGGGCACAGCAUAGAGGAAAUACCCAUUUUUGGCCUAAAAGCUGGACAGACUCCACCACGUCCUCCUUUGGGCCCUCCAGGCCCACCUGGUCCUCCAGGCCCUCCACCUCCUGGUCAGGUCCUGCCGCCACCUCUAGCAGGGCCUCCCAGUCGAGGAGACCGCCCUCCACCACCAGUUCUUUUUCCUGGACAGCCUUUUGGGCAGCCUCCGUUGGGUCCACUUCCUCCUGGGCCUCCACCUCCAGUUCCAGGCUACGGCCCUCCUCCUGGUCCACCGCCUCCACAGCAGGGACCACCUCCACCUCCAGGCCCCUUUCCACCUCGACCACCAGGUCCACUUGGGCCUCCCCUCACUCUUGCUCCUCCUCCACAUCUUCCGGGACCACCUCCAGGUGCCCCACCACCAGCUCCACAUGUGAAUCCUGCUUUUUUUCCUCCACCAACUAAUAGUGGCAUGCCAACAUCAGAUAGUCGAGGUCCACCACCAACAGACCCAUAUGGCCGACCUCCACCAUAUGAUAGGGGUGACUAUGGUCCUCCUGGGAGGGAAAUGGAUACUGCAAGAACACCAUUGAGUGAAGCUGAGUUUGAAGAAAUCAUGAAUAGAAAUCGGGCCAUCUCAAGCAGUGCUAUUUCAAGAGCUGUGUCUGAUGCCAGUGCUGGUGAUUAUGGGAGUGCUAUUGAAACAUUGGUAACAGCAAUUUCUUUAAUUAAACAAUCCAAAGUAUCUGCAGAUGAUCGUUGCAAAGUUCUUAUUAGUUCUUUGCAAGAUUGCCUUCAUGGAAUUGAGUCCAAGUCCUAUGGCUCUGGAUCAAGAAGACGUGAACGAUCAAGAGAAAGGGACCAUAGUAGAUCACGGGAAAAGAGUCGACGUCAUAAAUCUCGGAGUAGAGAUCGCCAUGAUGAUUAUUACAGAGAGAGAAGCAGAGAGCGAGAGAGACACAGGGAUCGAGAUCGGGACCGGGACCGGGAGCGUGACCGAGAGCGAGAAUACCGUCAUCGUUAGAAGCUGAAGGAAGAGGAACACCUUCCAAGACAAAACAGUCUUCAUGGGGAAAGUGACGCUUGUCCAGCAGUUUGCUUCUUGUGAUUGAACUGAACCUGUAAGGAUUCAUGGAUAAACUGAACAGGAAUAGAUCUGAAUAAAGCAAAUCUGCAUAAAUGGUAACCAGUAGCUCUACUUUUAUUUUUUUAUGUUGCUUAACUGUUUUAUUUGAAGGAAACCUGUGUGAUUUAAAAAGUUAAUAGCUUUUGCAACUUUAUUACUGGUUAUAUAUAUUUGGCCAUUAUAAUGUGCAAGCAAUUGGAAAAAAAAUUCAAGUAAAUGCUUGUUUUUAUAGUAGUUUGUUCUUGUUAAAAAUGUUCAUAUGAUAAUGUCUGUAAACAGCACCACUUUGAUUACAAUAGAUGUAGUGUUGUAAUAAACUGUUUAAUGGGGCUGAUGUGUAAAGCUGUUCAAGUUAUUUGAUGUUUACACCUCAGGGAAAGUCUUGUGUUCAGCAAUAUCUAAAGAUAAUGUUACUAUGACAACAUUUUUACUGUCCUUUAAAAAAGCAUUGCAAUAGGGUGUUUGGAUAUGCAUCAAUCUAAUCUUGCGUUCAGUGAAUUAAACAUAACCAAUUAAGUGUCUCUUGCCCUUGGUUUUGAUAUUAGAAUAGGCGAUUACAUGGAUAUUUAAUAUUUCUAUAUUCUGCUUUUCUAGCUGUUUUUAUCUAGUUAGCUUGUGAUUUUGCUGAAUGGUAUGUAAACUUGUAAAAACUGAAAAUUGGCAGAUAGAGCAAUCCAGUCAAUGUGUUAGGGGGUCAAAAAAUUUGAGGUUGUAACAUUUUUGGUAAAGACUCAUGUAUUUGCUUAAUUACACCCCAGAUAUUCUGAAACAAUUAAGUGUGAACUGCUAGCAUUAAGAGAGAUUUUGAUAAUUCUGAUUUAAUACAGUAAUUGACUGUUUCAUGCUGAUGGUGCCAUAGGCAGUGUAAAUACAGCCAUACAGCAGAUAAAUGUGAGUAAAGAAAGCCCUAGGAUUCUACUUGAUAGAGAGUCGGAAGGGUCUGAUGUUUAUUAACAUUGGGUUGUAUUCUUCAGUGUGAGUAAUGGGAGAUGAUAGCUUCAACCUUUAUUCAUGGUUCAAGGAAUUCUAUGUAUAUUUCUGUAACCUUGUUGAUUUAUGCUUGGUUAGAGUUAACCAGUUGAUUAUUUUUUUUUUAAAGCCAGCUUUAGUAAAAGACUGUAUGAGAAGCACCUGGCUAGCAUGUGUUCUGCAAAAUUAGCAGAGGCAGACUGUCAACUUGAUUACCUAUUUUUAUAGGAAGUUUAAAACCUGAAUUACUAAAGAAAUUUGAGAUAAAAUCAAAUUUUAAGCUAAUUUGUUUUAAAUAUAUUUUAAAGAUCUUACUAAUUAUGAGAGAUCUGUGGAUAGUAUGCAUUGGCUUUUAAAGUUUGUCUAAAUUUAAGGGCAAUGCUUAAGGUAUUUAUGUACCAUAGAUAGAUAAUGUGCAGCUCAAGAUUUGCACUGCUGUUUUUUAGUUUCAUCUUGUCUGCUUUUAAAGUACUCAACAUUUAGUUUCAAAAUACCCUUACCACUGCCAGUUCAUUUAAAAACGUUUUGUGAGCAGAGUAUUUUUGCAAGAGAUCAUUGGUGUUUACCAGAACUAACUGUUUGCUCUCAGAAAUGAUUUUUCUUAGGUGUUUAAUCUUGUUAAAAUGCAAGUUGCCUUUUAAUUUGAGAGUUGUAUCAAGAUCUAUUUUCUUGUUUUGUGUAAAGGUAUUGUAAGUUUUUGUGAUUUUUUUUUUUUAGCGUUUUUUAAUAGUCUAAUUAUAAUGCCCUAAUGUGAAGACAUUUGGACAUACAUAUGUUUACAAGGGAAAUUAGUUAGUAGUAAGGUAAAAAGGUAAGUAAAAUGUCCAUGAGAUAAAUCUUCUCUGAACACUUUUAAAAUGGAAUCACAAAUACAUAUACUUGAAAUGAAACUGGAGAUUUUGUACUAAUCUUAAUCCUUCACUACCUUUUCUGUUUUUAAUCAGUGGACCCCUUUCAUUGCUCCCUUCAUGUCACCCUUCUUGCUCGGCUUAUCUCGUUAAGUGACUUUGGCGGCAGAUAGUGUGAGUGUACUGGAGUUGUUUGCUGCUGCAGUCAAUUAUUUUAAGUGUUGUCAGGAAGAAACAAAUAAAAUAACUUUAGUUUGACUGACUUUGCAAAGUCUCCUACCUAAUAACACAUGAAUGUAUAGCAGUAAAAGUCAAAGUUACAAACCUUGUUUUAUUUGUCAAAGCCCUUGUGUUGUGUAGGAGCCGGUGUUAUUUAAAAACUUGUUUUUAAUGUGUAAAAAACAAUCCAAAGAGAUAAAUCUUUGCAAAGACACCAAAUAAACAAACAAACAAACAAACAAAUAAAUAAACAAGCAGAGGAAAGAGAGAGUAGGGAGGAUUGCGGGAGUCUUAGAAAUUAGAAUCCUGUAGUGUCGAUGAAGGCAAGCUUGCGUUCCCCAGAAUGCUAGCAUUGACCAGUGCUGCGCAGUCACAUUCCUUACCACUGGCAGGACAGGUAGAGAGGCGUGGUGAAGCACCCACAGGGUAGUAUUUCUCCUGGAGCAGCACUUUGAAUUCAUUAUACUGCUUUGAAGUAAAGGAAAUAGGUUUGUAGAAACAAUAUUUCAGUGUCAAUUUACAAGUGUUUAUGUUUUGUCAGUUUUCAGCAAGAUUUCAAGUAACUUGCCAUAGCUAUUGAUCAUGUAUGUUACCCCGUUUAAUGGCUCCUUUACCUAGAAUAUUCUUAAGCAGUUAACUACAAUUUGGAAUUCACAAAUAAUGUGUAGCUUAAGAUAUUAUUUUCAUUUGAUUCUCCUAUGGAGAAUGUUGCUUUAGUAAAGUCAGUUCUAAAAAUAAACAUGGAGGUUUUAAUGAGCAUUAUGUAACAUUUUAUGGUGAAGGGGAAUCUUGAAAAGGGUAAGACUGUUGCCCUGUGUGUUGAAAUGUGCCAAUAACCUAAGUACAUUCUGUUUCAUACAAUGAGAUGCUACUGCAAGGCUCUUCUGUUGGCGUGCUCUUGACAUUCUAGCUGUUACCCAGAUGGUCAUUGCAUUAUCUGUAUCUUACAAGUCCCAGCGUUGGGCUUUAAGCUUCAGCUUAAGUUAUUUUAAGAGGAAGUUUGUUCUGAUUCUUUCCUGAGAAUACAGUGUUGAGAUUCUUGCUAUUGCACAGAUAAUGAGUUUUCAAUUUUAUUCAUGAAGUUCAUUUGCAUCCCAUAGCCCUCUGUAAAUGUUUCCCCCAGUUGUUUGUACUUACAAAAUGCACGCUUAUCCAUUGUACAUAUUAGACAUUUUUUGUGCUAAAAUAUAUUAAGUAGGAUUUUUGUAGCAAAGCAUUCUAUUUUUAUGUUCUUAUAGUGUAUGUGUUAACAUUAAUCUUCAGUUUGAACACUGGUGUAUUUAUUUUUUAGCAACUUGACUCCUGGAAGCCUUAGACUAAUUUUUAAAUAAACAUUCAACCAAAAAUUAUGAAUUUAUUGAGAUGUGGCCUUAUAUAUGGUAUUUCUUGUGUUCAUAAUGUGAUUUUUUUUAAAUUUAGAUUUUAUUUAAAUCAAGAUUUAGAAUUAGUUUCAUUUUCAGUCAAAAUAGAAAAUGUAUUAAGCGUCUAGGCUUCUGGGAGGAAGUUCUUAUACUCUUCUUUCUUGGCAUUAGAAAGAAGCAAUAUGAAUUUAUGAAUAUUCAAACUAUUCAGGCCAUUGUGUUAUAUUCAGAUUGGUUUAGGUUGGUUUUAACCCAGUGUUUCUUUAAAGUUCCAGGUUGUUGGCAUUCUUUGAGUAUAUGGCUACUCUGGUUUUAUACGGGAUGUAUGAACUCGUGGUUACAUAUAGCCAGAUUUCAGUGUUUUAAAGACUUCCUGUUCCAUUAGUUAUAUUGUAAUGGGAGGCUUUUAAAAUAUUAGGUAAAGUUUAAUUGAAGUCACGCAAAUCUUUAAUGGUAUCCGUGGGUAGGAAAUACUAUGAGGAGUUUCUCACCUUUAAAACUCCACCAUGGGAGGAAUUAUAGUCACUUCAUAAUUGGACAGACUCUUCAUCUUAGUAAAAACAUUUCAUUUCGAAGGUGUAUUUUUUGCCACACUGUUACUGCGUAACACUUCUCAGCAUUUCUGUAUGCAAAUUAUUUUAAAAUACAGAGAUAAAUUCAUAUUUGUUUAUUUUUUUUAACCUUGGAAAUUGUAGUACUCAGGUGGUAUUUAAUGGAAAAUGAUCCUUUGGGGUAAAUCAUAAUGUAUUUUGAGGACUGCCUCUAUAAUAACAUUUAUGACUUUAGCCUUAAAAAGGUCUAUUAUUUCUUCCUUUGCAUCCCAUGGUAUAUUAGCAAAGUAGUUUACAGCCCAGCACAGCCUUACAAAGUUGUUUUACAAUUUUUAAUGGAAAGCCCUUAACAACAACAAAAAAUUGUAUCAUAUUACAACACCCAUGAAUUAUUGGAUAAUCACCCUUUGUAAAUAAGCUGUCUAAUAUCAGAAGGCCAAAGAAAGUCUUGAGAUUUUAGCUAUUGACUGUGGUGUGGUGACUUCAUAAGAUUUCUGUGCAAAAGGUAAGGUGAUAUUCCAUCAAGUAGGCAUCCUUUUUUUGAUGCCCAUGAAAACUAGACUUCCAUAUUAGCUUCUUUCAAAAGGCUCAUUCCCAUUUUAUUAAAAUGUUUGUACUUGCAAUUUUGUGUUUAAUGUUUACUUUGUCUUUUCUUUCUUUAGCAUUUAGGUGACUGUUCAGCAGUUUGCUAUAUGGUCAUUGUUGGCCUUAAACUGCACUAGUAACAAGCAUGGUAUUUAUCUUGUAUUGAAAAUAAAAACAAAGUUUUGAUAA
Messenger RNA from Peromyscus maniculatus bairdii (prairie deer mouse), 6591 nucleotides. NCBI's taxonomy places the organism in Eukaryota, Metazoa, Chordata, Mammalia, Rodentia, Cricetidae. The record is from RefSeq and is a predicted model, not a curated record.